CCCCCUCAUUCCUUUGGCUCAGCCCAAACACUCUGUCCCUCCCUCCUCUUUCCUCUCUCUUUGUCUCACUUUCUCUCCCCUAUUUGCAAUGUUAGUUACUCUCUCCCUUUCCUUAACCUUUUUAUGAUCAAGAUGUUGGAUCACAAUAAGUUUCUUUUGCUCCAACUGAAUCAUAGUUAGAAUGCCGAGCCCUCGCGAUGGCACGAAGAUCUUCGGAAUCGAAAUAUGUAGGAAAAGAGAGAUGGUAUUGUGAACCUGGAGAUAACUAGCAUGAUGGUGUGUGUGGAUUGUGGUUCAGACACUAAAACCUGGAAAGUUUUGCAGAUGUUUGGCUCUUGAGCCAGCCAUCCUGACAGGUCAAUUUGUAAUAUGAUCAUCAAGCAUAAAUUUGCACCCAAAGCCUGAUCAAACAGUGUCAGUGCUAUGAUCAGAGACUGGACAGAGUAUAUAUAUAUAUAUUAACAUUCAAGCUUAAGCUAGGGUAGGCAUUUAAGAUGGCAUCAGCACCUUCGAAAAAGGCGAUUCGCAGCCCUGGCGGCGUGGGAUCGCAGAGCGGCCGUAGCUCCGGCGGCCAGACUGUUAAGUUUGCGCGGAGGACGUCGAGCGGGCGGUACGUCAGCCUGUCGAGGGAGGACAUCGACAUGUCCGGUGAGCUGUCGGGGGACUACACCAACUACACCGUCCAGAUUCCCCCGACGCCCGACAACCAGCCGAUGGACGGCCAGAUGGACUCUGGGGCGGCGGCGUCGGUGGCGCUCAAGGCCGAGGAGCAGUACGUGUCGAACUCCCUGUUCACGGGCGGCUUCAACAGCGUCACGCGGGCCCACCUGAUGGACAAGGUGAUCGACUCCGAGGUCAGCCACCCGCAGAUGGCCGGCGCCAAGGGCUCCGCCUGCGCCAUGCCUGCCUGCGACGGCAAGGUCAUGCGCAGCGAGCGCGGCGAGGACAUCGAUCCCUGCGAAUGCAGGUUUAAGAUAUGCAGAGACUGCUAUUUAGAUGCGCAGAAAGAGACCGGCACAUGCCCGGGAUGCAAGGAGCCGUACAAGAUCGGCGAAUACGAGGACGAUGCGCCCGACCUAACGUCGGGAAAGCUCCCCCUCCCGGCCCCCGGCAGUGCCAAGCCCGACAACCGCAUGUCCCUGAUGCGGAGCCAGACGGGCGAGUUCGACCACAACCGCUGGCUCUUCGAGAGCAAAGGAACCUACGGCUACGGCAACGCCUUCUGGCCCAAGAACGGCAGCGGCAUGUACGACGACGAUCUCGACGAUGGUAUGGGCGAUGGCAUUCCUGAACAGACUGACAAGCCUUGGAAGCCCCUGACGCGCAAGAUACCGAUGCCUGCCGCCAUCAUCAGCCCUUACAGGCUGCUCAUGUUCGUCCGGCUGUUCACGCUUUUCUUCUUCCUCGGAUGGCGGGUUAAGCACCCGAACGAAGAAGCCUACUGGCUGUGGGGAAUGUCGAUCGUGUGCGAGAUAUGGUUCGCCUUCUCGUGGUUGCUCGAUCAGCUUCCGAAGCUGUGCCCCAUCAAUCGAUCGACGGACUUGUCGGUGCUCAAGGAAAAGUUCGAGACGCCGUCCCCGGCCAACCCCACCGGGCGGUCUGAUCUUCCGGGGAUCGACGUGUUCGUGUCGACGGCCGACCCGGAGAAAGAACCGCCUCUCGUCACUGCUAACACCAUCUUGUCGAUUCUAGCGGUCGACUACCCGGUGGAUAAGCUGGCAUGCUACAUUUCGGACGACGGCGGGGCACUGCUGACCUUCGAGGCGAUGGCGGAGGCCGCGAGCUUCGCCAACGUCUGGGUCCCCUUCUGCAGGAAACACGAUAUCGAGCCGAGGAACCCCGACAGCUACUUCAACGUGAAGGGGGACCCGACGAAGAACAAGAGGCGGUCGGACUUCGUCAAGGAUAGGAGGAAGGUAAAGAGAGAGUACGACGAGUUCAAGGUGAGGAUAAACGGGCUGCCCGACUCCAUCAGGCGGCGGUCGGAGGCAUUCAACGCGAGGGAGGACAUGAAGAUGCUCAAGCACAUGAGAGAGACCGGCGCCGACCCGAUGGAGCAGCCUAAGGUCCCCAAAGCCACAUGGAUGGCCGACGGCACGCACUGGCCGGGCACGUGGGCCGUCGGUUCGCCCGAGCACUCGAAAGGCGACCACGCCGGCAUCCUCCAGGUUAUGCUGAAGCCACCGUCGGCGGAUCCGUUAUACGGCCUGCCGGAGGAGGAGCAGAUGAUCGACUUCAGCGACGUGGACAUUCGCCUGCCGAUGAUGGUGUACAUGUCGCGGGAGAAGCGCCCGGGUUACGACCACAACAAGAAGGCGGGGGCGAUGAACGCGCUAGUCCGCGCCUCCGCCAUCAUGUCCAACGGGCCCUUCAUCCUCAACCUCGACUGCGACCACUACAUCUACAACUGCCAGGCCAUCCGCGAGGGGAUGUGCUUCAUGUUGGACCGCGGCGGGGAUCGCAUCUGCUACAUUCAGUUCCCGCAGCGGUUCGAGGGCAUCGACCCCUCCGACCGCUACGCCAACCACAACACCGUCUUCUUCGACGGCAACAUGCGCGCCCUCGACGGACUUCAAGGUCCGGUGUACGUCGGGACAGGAUGCCUGUUCCGGCGGUUCGCACUCUACGGCUUCGACCCCCCGAGGGCGACGGAGUAUUCGGGUCUGUUCAUGAAGAAGCAGAAGAAGGACAUGUUCAAGGACCCCGAAGCGGAGAUGCAAUCGCUGAGAGCGGAAGACUUCGACAGCGAGCUCGACACCGCCCUUCUGCCCAAGCGCUUUGGCAACUCUGCCGCGCUUGCCGAGUCGAUACCGAUAGCCGAGUUCCAGGGCCGUCCGCUCGCCGACCACCCUGGGGUCAAGCACGGGCGCCCUCCCGGCGCCCUCACUGUCCCCCGCCCUCCUCUCGACCCUUCCACCGUCGCUGAGGCCGUCUCCGUCAUAUCCUGCUGGUACGAGGACAAGACGGAGUGGGGGGAGAGGGUGGGGUGGAUCUACGGGUCGGUGACGGAGGACGUGGUGACGGGGUACCGCAUGCACAACCGCGGGUGGCGGUCGGUGUACUGCAUCACGAAGCGCGACGCGUUCCGCGGGUCGGCACCGAUAAAUCUGACCGAUCGACUGCACCAGGUGCUGCGGUGGGCCACGGGCUCCGUGGAGAUCUUCUUCUCCCGGAACAACGCCUUCCUCGCCUCCUCGCGGCUCAAGUUCCUGCAGCGCAUCGCCUACCUCAACGUCGGCAUCUACCCGUUCACCUCGAUCUUCCUCCUCGUCUACUGCUUCCUCCCCGCGCUCUCCCUCUUCUCCGGCAAGUUCAUCGUGCAGACGCUCAACGUCACGUUCCUCGUCUACCUCCUCACCAUCACCGUCACCCUCAUUCUCCUCGCCAUCCUCGAGGUGAAGUGGUCGGGCGUCGGGCUCGAGGAGUGGUGGCGCAACGAGCAGUUCUGGCUCAUCUCCGGCACCAGCGCGCACCUCUACGCCGUCGUGCAGGGGCUGCUCAAGGUCGUCGCCGGCAUCGAGAUCUCCUUCACGCUCACGUCCAAGUCCUCGGGGGAGGACAACGAAGACAUCUACGCCGACCUCUACAUCGUGAAGUGGUCGUCGCUCAUGAUCCCGCCGAUAACCAUCAUGAUGGUGAACAUUAUCGCCAUCGCUUUCGCGUUCGCCCGGACCAUCUACAGCCAGGUGCCGCAGUGGAGCAAGCUCAUCGGCGGGGGCUUCUUCAGCUUCUGGGUGCUCGCGCAUCUCUACCCCUUCGCCAAAGGGCUCAUGGGGAGGAGGGGGAAGACGCCGACCAUCGUCUUCGUCUGGUCGGGACUCAUCGCCAUCACCAUCUCCUUGCUCUGGAUCGCCAUCAACCCUCCCAAGGCCGGCGGGGGCGUGGUCGGUGGCGCUGGCGCUGGCGGCGGCGGCGGCUUCCAGUUCCCCUGAUCAGAUAAAUGAAAAAUGAAAAUUAAAGGAUAUAUAGAUGAUCAACAAAAGAAGACUUUAGAAACUAAACUAAUAAUGUCGCGCAUUUACUUAAUAUUUUGAUUAUUUCAUGCACGCGCACGUAAACUUACGUGAUCCAUAUUUUGGAAACAUGCAUGCAUGCAUGCACAUGAACGAGGGGGAGAGGCUGAUACGGUUAAUUAAUUAAUUGCUCACGUAGCUAGAAGACUAAUAGAAAUGGAUUUAAUUAGUUGUUGGUUUUUUUUUUAUAUUUUUUGGUGCGGACAAAAUUGCAUGUAUUAAUCCAACAAGUGAAAACAAAUUACUAUUAUUUUGUUUUUUA
This is a messenger RNA of Ananas comosus (pineapple), 4275 nucleotides long. RefSeq names its product cellulose synthase-like protein D3. Lineage: Eukaryota; Viridiplantae; Streptophyta; Magnoliopsida; Poales; Bromeliaceae. Gene Ontology annotation, molecular function: mannan synthase activity; cellulose synthase (UDP-forming) activity. The transcript has 7 exons. The record is from RefSeq and is a predicted model, not a curated record. Gene Ontology annotation, cellular component: plasma membrane; trans-Golgi network. The coding region runs from base 495 to 3932 and encodes 1145 amino acids. Gene Ontology annotation, biological process: plant-type primary cell wall biogenesis; cellulose biosynthetic process.